CCGUAUCUUUAUCCCCCCUCUCUCUCUCUCUCUCUCUCUCUCUCUCUCUCUCUCUCUCUCUCUCUAGGGUUUCAUAAUAAAUCGCUUCCCUCUAUGAAUUCAAUUCCAUUUUCUUUCCUCCCUUCAGUCGGCGAUCUAACACUAAUGAUCGUCAAUGUGUCCCGCACCCUAGUCGCCAAAAUGGGUGAUACUGAUAGUAAAGACGAGAGGCAUGAAGCACCACCAUCUGGAUCUGCGGUUCGUGACGAUGCAUCUGAAUCCUUUUGUUAUGCAUCGGAAGAUGACGAAGAAACCCAAAUACAUUUGGGUUCCAAAAUUAGCAUCAAAGAACACCUCAAAAAGGAUAAGGUAUCACUACUGCUGACACAAGCUCACGAGCCGUUUGAUUCAAACAGAAGAAUAAGGCUACAACCGAUUCAAGAAAAUGGUUGACACAAUGAUGAAUUUUGCAAUUUUUUCCAUUGAAGUGGUUUAAUCAUUACAUAAAGGUGAAGAAUUUGAGCUAGAGGAGAAUGAAAAACUACAUUAUAUUUUGGUGUAUUCAUCUAUGAUAGAAUGCGUAUUUAAUUAUAAAUAGUAGUGUAUUCAUGUGUGAAUGAGUGUAUUUAUUUAUGAUUAGAGGUUUGUUAAUUCUUACACUAUUUUUAUUUUGUAUUUAUUUAUGAGUACCAGUGUAUUUAUUUGUGAAAAACAGUGUAUUCAUGUGUGAAUGGUUAUUUUUAUUUAUGAAUAACAUUG
This is a messenger RNA of Lactuca sativa (garden lettuce), 738 nucleotides long. The record is from RefSeq and is a predicted model, not a curated record. Lineage: Eukaryota; Viridiplantae; Streptophyta; Magnoliopsida; Asterales; Asteraceae.